CCUGUGUUUUCUAUUCAAUAGGUACGUCAGUAUAGAAAUAAUAUUUUCCACUCAAGCAGCAUGGAAUUAGAAGAAAGUGAGGCCAAUUCAUAUAUUGACGAUAUGAUAGCAGUUUUACAAGAUGGUAAAGAGCUAUUACAACAACCAGAUGCCCAGAUAGCGGUGAAAAAAACUUCAAGAUCUGAAGAAGAAAGAUUUCAUUAUUACCACUGAAAGCUUUGAUGAAAUUCUAAGAGAAAAUUAAGGAAGAACUGGCAAAAAUUCUGAAAUCCACAGAAAGUGCUGCAACUAAAGAAGAAUAUGAUGAUCUGAAGAAGAAGCUAAUAGACCUUGAAGCCAAGAUGUCUGGUGAAAAGGAGGGAAAGCUGGAAAUUGAAAAAGAACUUGAAGGACUAAAGAAAACAAUAAAAGAACUUGAAUUCCAAAUGUCUCAGGAAACACUUGAGAAAGCCGAAUUGAAAAAGAAAUUUACUGUUCUAGAGAUACUUGUAUCAGAACAGAAAGAGGAGAUGGCAAAAAUUAAGACAGUAACUUCCUCAGGUCAAAGUCAGGCAGAGUAUGAGCAAACCAAGUUAGAAUGGCAGAAAGAGAUGAUAGCAUCAUACUGUAAGAAUUUGCUAAAAGUACCAGCAAUGCCUUUACUACCACGAGGUCAGAAAUGUAACUUCAGUGAGAUUUAUGUUAGGCCCACUAUAACAAGAGAAAUAAAAGGAGAGGAAGGGGAGACAAAGGAGAUUGAGUUCAAGUCAAUGUCAGAUAUCUUCAUAAAGAAUGGCGUGCCUUUGAAACAUAUAUAUGUUCUUGGAGAUGCAGGGUCUGGUAAGAGUAGUUUCUGUAAAUAUUUGGUCAACUGUUGGUGUAUUGCACACAGUGGUGCACAAAAUGUAGAAGAUGAGUUUGAAGGAGUCAAGGAAAUGAACAAAUUUGAUUUCAUGUUUUAUAUCUCCCUAAGACAUAAUCAAGACAUAGACAGUGUCCAGGAUAUGAUUAAAAAUCAGUAUGAUAUUGACAUUUCAAGCCCAGUUCUCAAAAAAGACUCUGCAAAGGUUAUAAUAUUGCUGGAUGGCUUAGAUGAAUGGUCUUCUGAAAGAAAGUCCUACAAUCAGUUCCAGACAAUGGGUCUCCCGAAACAGGAUGUUAAGAAAGACUACACAAUCGUUACUACAUCACGGCCAUGGAAAGUUCACACCCUAGGAAUAAGUGAGACAGAAAUUGAACAGUUACUGAAUCUGAAAGGGUUUGAUUUGAGAUGUGAGAGUGAAAUGGUAGAUAAAACAGUCUCACAAUUAAAUUCCAGCAGGCAUGCUAGUAAAGAUGCCAGGGUUUGUAAACAAAAGCUAGAAGAAAAGUCCCUGAAAAGUUUAAAACAGGUACCAAUUAUGUUGCAGCAACUGAUUUGUCUAUGGUUUGAUGGUAAAAUUGAUAAAACCUCAAGAUGUGCCAUCUACACUGGGAUGUUAGAACUUUUCUUUAUAUGGAAUGAUAUGAAAACUACAGGAACAAAUACUAGACUCAUGGAGGGUGUUCAGAAAGUAGAUCUUCCUAAAACCUUAGCUGAUAAAAAGAUAUUAAAAUUAAACAGCCAUCUCAUUUAUUAUGUGUCGCAGUUAGCUUAUGAGACACUAUUUAAUUGUCCGAAGGAUAAAUCUUUGACAUUUGACAUUUCUAUGUUUGAUGAACUAGAAAUAUCAGAUGAAGUAAGAGAAAAUUGCUUGAAACUUGGAAUAAUUACAGAAGAUGAAUGUCCAAGUUUAUCUGUAUCAGAACCACCAAGCUCAUUGUUCUCUUUCAUUCACAAAUCAAUGCAAGAAUUUCUGGCUGCAGUGAAUAUUUGCAUCAAUUUCAAUGCAAAAAUUGGUUUGUCAGAUAGUACAGGAAAUGUUGAAUUAGCCAAGAAAUUUAUUAAUGAGGUUUUUCAGAAAUGUUCAACAGUAAAUGACAUAUUAGAGCAGUCAAAUGUUAUCAUUAUGCUAUGUGGUCUUGAACCUAGAUUAGCAACACAUGUUUCAAAAUACAUAUAUGAUACUGUGUCAGAAGACUCUCGUGUUCAGGAAUACAGGAGAACAAUAAAUUAUAGGGAUUAUGAUUGUAUUACUGAUAUUCAAAAGCUUAUGUUUGACUCAAUGGAAGAAUUAAAUGCAGCAUGUAGUGUAGGAAGUAAUUCUGUAUUUUAUAUAGGAGAUUUGGUCAUUAAAAGAUGGGGUCAGUAUUGUGAUAUUGUUUGUUCAAGUAUUGACCAGCAUCAAAUUGUUCCUGACUCUGUUCUGUCUAUUAAGGUAGAUGACAUCAACACAGAAAAUGUUAAAUUUACAAAAUAUUUACCAAUGUUGCAUCAUCUUGAAAACAUUAAAAUAACAUAUGAUAAUGAUGGUAAUGAAUCAAUAUCGUAUGGCCCUACAUCACAAAGGUUCUUAAGUACACAAAGUGAUAGUACACAGAGUAAUGAACAGAGGAUUGAUGAGAUUAACAAUUGUGUUGCUGAGACAAUUAAAGUCAAUACUUCAACAUUUAAAUCUCUGUCUCUUUAUGGUGUCUAUUACACUCACAAGUAUUACCCAGUGUGUAAAUACAGUUGUUUAUUACCUUUAGAGAUGAAGAGUUUAAAGAACAUUGAGCUUUGGUAUGUCACAAUGAGUUUGACAACAUGGCAGAAGUUGGUUGAUAGUCUUCCUAGUAUUCCUCAUACUGUAGAUGUGAAUGUAAAGGGCUGUUAUAUAACAGGAGAUGGUGAGGAGUUUAAUGAUGAUCUGUUUACAUUGACAUUACAAGGACUUAGAGGACAGAAGGGAAAUGAUGCUAUACAGUAUGUAAAGGAUAAGGUUCAGUUAUUUCAUGUUAAAUAUGAUAGUGUUUAUACGUUUGAAUUUUCAACAAAAAAGUGA
This is a messenger RNA of Ruditapes philippinarum (Manila clam), 2882 nucleotides long. RefSeq lists its product as uncharacterized. The coding region runs from base 342 to 2882 and encodes 846 amino acids. NCBI's taxonomy places the organism in Eukaryota, Metazoa, Mollusca, Bivalvia, Venerida, Veneridae. The transcript has 5 exons. The record is from RefSeq and is a predicted model, not a curated record.